Molecule: messenger RNA, 1002 nt
Organism: Trichosurus vulpecula (common brushtail)
Lineage: Eukaryota; Metazoa; Chordata; Mammalia; Diprotodontia; Phalangeridae
Product: glutamate receptor ionotropic, delta-2-like
Exons: 6
Coding region: 4-1002 (332 amino acids)
Source: RefSeq, a predicted model, not a curated record
CUCAUGAACCAAGGCAUCUUGGCCCUUGUCAGCUCCAUUGGCUGUACUUCAGCAGGAUCACUCCAAUCUUUGGCAGAUGCCAUGCACAUUCCUCACCUCUUCAUUCAGCGUUCAACAGCUGGGACCCCAAGGAGCGGUUGUGGACUCACCCGGAGCACCAGAAAUGAUGACUAUACGCUGUCUAUCCGUCCACCUGUCUAUCUUAAUGAUGUUAUUUUGAGAGUAGUCACAGAAUAUGCCUGGCAGAAAUUCAUUAUUUUCUAUGAUAAUGAUUAUGAUAUCCGUGGAAUACAAGAGUUUUUGGACAAAGGGUCUCAACAGGGGAUGGAUGUGGCACUGCAGAAAGUAGAAAACAACAUCAAUAGAAUGAUUACCACUCUCUUUGAUACAAUGAGAAUAGAAGAAUUAAACCGCUACCGGGACACCCUUAGACGAGCCAUUCUGGUGAUGAAUCCUUCUACAGCCAAAUCCUUCAUUACAGAGGAAAUAAAUGAUGCUGAUGUACAGGAACUAGUGAGAAGGUCAAUUGGAAGGUUAACAAUUAUUCGACAGACAUUUCCAGUCCCUCAGAAUAUUAGUCAGAGAUGUUUCCGUGGCAACCAUCGGAUAUCUUCAACAUUGUGUGAUCCCAAAGACCCAUUCUCCCAGAAUAUGGAGAUCUCAAACCUUUACAUAUAUGAUACGGUUCUUCUACUUGCCAAUGCUUUUCACAAGAAGUUAGAAGACCGGAAGUGGCAUAGCAUGGCAAGCUUGACAUGUAUCAGGAAGAACUCUAAACCUUGGCAAGGAGGGCGGUCCAUGCUGGAUACCAUCAAAAAGGGAGGAGUAAGUGGAUUGACUGGUGAUUUAGAAUUUGGAGAAAAUGGAGUCAAUCCCAAUGUACAUUUUGAAAUUCUUGGAACCAACUAUGGAGAAGAUCUUGGCAGAGGUGUCCGUAAGAUGAGACUUCCAUCAAUGUUCAUAAGCAGUUGUUUCUUCAAAAUGCAGAGACGUAAAAUAUAG